UGCUUCUCUCUGAAAAGCAGACUACAGCAAAGAGACAUGCAAGGUCCGAAAAAAGAGGAACAGCAGGAGGAAGAUAUCUACGUUUGGAAUCAAAGAUUUCCCCAGGAACCGAACAUGAUGAUGGAAGGAAUCAAACGUCUCGGAGGAAAAGGAAAAGUUGGUGUGGAAGAGGAAGACAUAGGAGAUAGUAUGCAAUGCAAUAACCAUGCCUACAGAAACAACCCUGGUGGGAUCUGUCCGUUUUGCCUCCAAGAGAAGCUUGGCAAGCUUGUCUCCUCCUCUUUUUCUCUUCCUAUUCGUAGCUCUUCCUCUUCUUCACCCUCUCGUUUUAAAUCUGAUAUUGGAAAUGGUGGUGCUGGUUCUUCUUCUUCCUCUCCUUCACUCUCACUCCGGCCCACAUUAACGAAAGUUAUCUACGAUGGUGGCAGCAAAGAUGGUCAUUAUCAUGAGUAUUAUAGAAGGCGGGACCGGAUCCUUUUUCUUUUACGUAAGAAGAAGAUCAUGAAGAAGAAGAAGAAAGUUACUACAGUAGCAGCAUCCGAUCGUGCAGCUAAUAUGGUUUUUAAGCGAAGCAAGUACACCGCAACCCCUGGGAGAAAACAGUUAUCGGGUGGUGAUGACAAUGGUGAACACGUUAGCCCAAGAAAAAGUGGUGGAUUUUGGUCAUUUCUCUAUUCUUCUUCUUCUUCUACUACCACUACUGCUUCCUCUUCUUCAAAGUCCGGUGCUUCCAAUAGUACGGACAAAAGCUUCAGAAACGGCUCCAAGAUCACAACUUUGAAAGCAGCCGAAGCGACAAAUGGUUCAGUUGGUAAGCAUAAAAAGAAAAAGCGUCCAGGGUCCUCUCUGGGCGAGAAAAGUAACAUUGUGGAAGAUAAUGAUGAUGAUGAUGGUUCCACUAGCCAAGCAACUGCUUCAGCCUUGUCCCUUGAGCGUAAGGUUUGGAGAUCCAGAUCUGUUGGGUGUGGAAGCAGGCGCUUCUCAGGGGACUUGUUCGAGAGAAUCUCCGCUGGGUUUGGGGACUGCACUCUAAGAACAGUGGAGUCGCAGGGGGAAGGCAAGUCCAAGGCCUCGGCCUCUGCCGAAAUACGCAGUGGCUCUAGCAGCGGCCAUCAACAGAAGUGCAUGAAAGAAAGGAUGAAGUGCAGUGGCAUAUUUGCUGGAUUUAUGAGGAUUUGAACGGGAAAGCAGCUAGCAGCCACCACCAACUUGGCUGCCAUUCCUCCCAAAACAAAAUUAAAGGAGUUGGAAAGCAGCACUUGUGUACACUACAACAAAUAUAGGUUUUAGUGACAGAUUGAAGAUAGUGACAGUCUCUAAACCGUCACUAAAAGUCAUUUUCUGUGACGGUUUGUGGGAACUGUCACUAAAUGAUAGGGAAGAAAUUUUUAACGUUUGAACGUUUUAGUUAAUUUGUUCGCACGUCACAAUAACGUUUGAACGUUACGCAUAUUCACGUGCGAACGUAAAAAUUUUAGCGCCAAUGUUUGAACGUUAUAUGUAAUUACGUGUGAACGUAUC
Messenger RNA from Carya illinoinensis, 1521 nucleotides. Its product is annotated as suppressor protein SRP40-like. The coding region runs from base 37 to 1179 and encodes 380 amino acids. The transcript has a single exon. The record is from RefSeq and is a predicted model, not a curated record. Lineage: Eukaryota; Viridiplantae; Streptophyta; Magnoliopsida; Fagales; Juglandaceae.